AUGGCUGUGGGGGAGACGGUGGCGAUGGACCUUGGGGGGGCGGUCGUGGCUGUCACGCCGCUGGACGCGCGGCACUGCGUGGGGUCUGUUAUGUUUCUUUUUGAGGGCACUUUUGGGCGGGUGCUUCACACAGGGGACUUCAGAUGGGAUGUGCAGUCACUGCCUCAUGAGCUGCUACGCGGCCCUUUGGAUGUGCUGUACCUCGACAACACUUACUGCAAUCCAAUAUACACAUUCCCUUCCCGUGAGACGGCUCUGUUGAUGAUCGAAGAUGCAAUAAGAGCCCACCCUGGUCACCAGGUCGUCAUUGGGCUUGACACUGUGGGAAAAGGCGAAGUUGUGAGGGCCUUGGCUGAGAGCUUUGGCGUCCCUGUGGCGGUGUCCCAGGAGCGUGUGCUGCCAUUGCGACUGGCGGGUGUGCCUAAGUCUUGCUACACGUUGGAUGAAGCCUUGACAUGGAUUCGGGUGAUGCCCAAGUGGAAGGUGACCAAAGCCUUCAUUGCAGAACUGCAGGAGCACAGACCAACCAUUGGUAUAGUGCCAACUGCAUUGUUUGCUCAUGGAAUCCAAGCAGCAGCCAGAGAAGAGACCAUCGUGGCUGCGAAUGGACAAUUGGCCAUGGUCCAACCUCUUUCCUCAAGUCUCACCCUGGAACCAGCUGCCCAGCAAGAUUUGUCAUCGCUCUGGCCAAGGAAUCCUGCACCAGCAAUUGGCGAUGGCGACUUUGACUGGGCAAUGCCUACUGACAUGGCACAGGGCAAGGAUUGCCGGGAGCAGUGUCUGCUGUUUCACAUCCCAUACUCGUCCCACUGCAGCUUUGCCGAGAUGGGUGCCUUUGUUGCCCAGCUGCGCCCCAGGAAAAUAGUGCCCGUCGUGCCCCCCAAGGAAAGGCCCGGCAUGGACAUCGAUCCCCGACACCAUUUCUCAGACUUGGUGGCUGGGGCCGAUGUUGGUGGAGGGUCAGGUCAGAUGGGGGCACUGCAGCCGCAGCUGCCUGUGGAACAGCAGCAGCUUGUGGAUCGGUUUGUUUCCGCCGAGGCAAGGAUGGCAAAGAAACGAUCGACUGGAAAGGGUGCCACGAGGUUGCCGACGAAGCGCCUGCGAGUGAGGGCGUUCUGGAACAGCAUCAAGAAAAAGGGGGAUUUGCAUAGCUUGGGAGUGGCCCGCUCUCUGGGGCUGGCAAGGUCGUUCUCCAAACAAUCGGAUAUGUUGGUGGAGGCAACUUCUGGAUUGGCAGAGAUGGCGGUUGUCGACCUUGUGCAGCCACACAGGAGUAAGGGGGCUUGUGGCGAGGAGGAUAUGGGCAUUGGUGAACAUUCUCAACACGGCGACCAUCGUGUGUCUUGUGAGCAAGAGAUGGGCAAUGGCGAAAUCACUCAACACAGUGAUCUGCGCAUAUCAGGUGGGGAUGAUGAAUCGAUGGAUGCAGCCUUGGGUGUUGAAAACGUGUCACAGCGAGGUGUUGUUUCAAAGCAGGAGGAUCGCAGGAUCUGGUCCUGGGCCAGCACUGCAAUCGAGGAUGGAUGUGAGGGGCCAUUGUCAUGGAACAGAUGUGAGAGAAUGAUCCGUGCUCAGUCGCCCGAAGAUUUCAAUCAAGGCGUUGGCAGCAAUGGGCCAUCAAUGGAACCCCACAAUUCACAGACACCACAGGGAGGAUCAGAACAUCACCACACUCCACAAUCGCCAUGGGCCAUUAGCCUGGGAAACAGCACUGAAGCUGCCAUUUCUCCUUGUGCAGCUCAGACAAGGCCAAAUGAUGUGUCAGUAGGCACAGGGGCGCCCUUUUCCUUGGCACGGAAGAAAGUUAAAGCUGUGCGGAGAGUGCCAAGCUCAGUGGCAAUUGCACGCUGCAGCAUUCGGAACAGGGUCCGCAAGCAGAGGCCACUGCUGGACUCCUGCACUGCAUCGACAUCUUAG
Molecule: messenger RNA, 1917 nt
Organism: Ostreobium quekettii
Lineage: Eukaryota; Viridiplantae; Chlorophyta; Ulvophyceae; Bryopsidales; Ostreobiaceae
Source: the annotation of a GenBank genome assembly